AUGCUUUCCUCUAAGAACUUGGUUGAUUCUCUUUUGAAAAUCAUAAAGGAAGGACAUAUCAAUAAUGAAGUUCUUAAGGAUUUUGUGCAUUUGCAGUCAAACCAUAUAAAACAAACAAAAAAGCCCGAGCAAUCAAAUUCAACGAGCCAACAAAAUAUAUCAACCGAAAUUACACCAAAAAAUAAAAAGAACAAAUCAGGUAAAGCGACACAACAACCAGAAUUUGAUUCAUUACAAUUUUUUAAUGAUGCACUGAAAAAAAUACAUCAAACCGUUAUAGCAAAUGGUUCCAGUAGCCAGGAUAAGGAGUUCUUGUCUAAUAUGUUAAACUAUUUUGAACGUUUAUCUGAUAAUAGCAAAUCUCAAUCAAAGUUAGAAUUUUUCAUGAUUGAUUCCAACUUAUUUACAGGAAAAGACGAAGAAAUUAUAAAACUAAAUGCUUUCCUGUUCAAAAUUCUCAAAUUAAAUAAUUCAACAAUAAAAGGCCCCAAAGUUUCUACAUUUCUUGAAUAUUACAAUGAUGAUCAGUUUACAUUAGUUUGUGAGAAAGUAUUUGAAAGUUAUCUAAAUUAUAUCAAGGAUUCAAUCAAUUUACCUAAAAAAAUCGAUCUGAAAAUAACGGACAUACAUAAUAAAGAUAAAACGAAGAAAGAACUUGUUACAAUAUUAGGUUCUUCACUUUUAUACAUAAUUCUUCAAUUUUGUGAAAAAGAGAAGAUACUAGUUACAGAUUUAUUUAUCAAACCUGAUUCUAAGAACAUUCUGCUUGUUUGCAAUAGAAUUCUUAACCAAGGAAAAACUUUUCAGUUUGAUCUCAACAAUUUCGGUCCAAUUACUGAUAACGACGCAGACUAUCAAAGUGUUCUUAAUGUUGUUGGUGUUAAUGAAUAUAUAUAA
Trichomonas vaginalis G3 is the source of this 897-nucleotide messenger RNA. RefSeq lists its product as uncharacterized. The coding region runs from base 1 to 897 and encodes 298 amino acids. The transcript has a single exon. NCBI's taxonomy places the organism in Eukaryota, Parabasalia, Trichomonadida, Trichomonadidae. The record is from RefSeq and is a predicted model, not a curated record.